AGGUUCCACAUUUGGCUUUGCACACCUUCCUUGAUCCUAUCAAUGGCGGAUCUGAAAUCAACCUUCCUCGACGUUUACUCUGUUCUCAAGUCUGAUCUGCUUCAAGAUCCUUCCUUUGAAUUCACCCACGAAUCUCGUCAAUGGCUUGAACGGGUACUCCUUCGAUUCACUUCCAUUUUCACUUAAACUCAGAUCCUUUGAUGAAUUUGUUUCUGCUGAUUGGAACCUCUUUUUGCAGAUGCUUGACUACAAUGUACGCGGAGGGAAGCUAAAUCGUGGUCUCUCUGUGGUUGAUAGCUACAAGCUGUUGAAGCAAGGUCAAGACUUGACGGAGAAAGAGACUUUCCUCUCAUGUGCUCUUGGUUGGUGCAUUGAAUGGCUUCAAGCUUAUUUCCUUGUGCUUGAUGACAUCAUGGACAACUCUGUCACACGCCGUGGCCAGCCUUGUUGGUUUAGAAAGCCAAAGGUUGGUAUGAUUGCCAUUAACGAUGGGAUUCUACUUCGCAAUCAUAUCCACAGGAUUCUCAAAAAGCACUUCAGGGAAAUGCCUUACUAUGUUGACCUCGUUGAUUUGUUUAACGAGGUAGAGUUUCAAACAGCUUGCGGCCAGAUGAUUGAUUUGAUCACCACCUUUGAUGGAGAAAAAGAUUUGUCUAAGUACUCCUUGCAAAUCCAUCGGCGUAUUGUUGAGUACAAAACAGCUUAUUACUCAUUUUAUCUUCCUGUUGCUUGCGCAUUGCUCAUGGCGGGAGAAAAUUUGGAAAACCAUACUGAUGUGAAGACUGUUCUUGUUGACAUGGGAAUUUACUUUCAAGUACAGGAUGAUUAUCUGGACUGUUUUGCUGAUCCUGAGACACUUGGCAAGAUAGGGACAGACAUAGAAGAUUUCAAAUGCUCCUGGUUGGUAGUUAAGGCAUUGGAACGCUGCAGUGAAGAACAAACUAAGAUACUAUACGAGAACUAUGGUAAAGCCGAACCAUCAAACGUUGCUAAGGUGAAAGCUCUCUACAAAGAGCUUGAUCUCGAGGGAGCGUUCAUGGAAUAUGAGAAGGAAAGCUAUGAGAAGCUGACAAAGUUGAUCGAAGCUCACCAGAGUAAAGCAAUUCAAGCAGUGCUAAAAUCUUUCUUGGCUAAGAUCUACAAGAGGCAGAAGUAGAGACAUACUCGGGCCUCUCUCCGUUUUAUUCUUCUGACAUUUAUGUAUUGGUGCAUGACUUCUUUUGCCUUAGAUCUUAUGUUCCCUUCCGAAAAUAGAAUUUGAGAUUCUUGUUCAUGCUUAUAGUAUAGAGACUUAGAAAAUGUCUAUGUUUCUUUUAAUUUCUGAAUAAAAAAUGUGCAAUCAGUGAUAAAUUGAUACUUGUUAAUGUGGCAAAAAUUUUGUGUCA
Arabidopsis thaliana (thale cress) is the source of this 1385-nucleotide messenger RNA. It is a transcript of the gene FPS2, whose product is annotated as farnesyl diphosphate synthase 2. Lineage: Eukaryota; Viridiplantae; Streptophyta; Magnoliopsida; Brassicales; Brassicaceae. The record is from RefSeq and is marked reviewed. Gene Ontology annotation, molecular function: dimethylallyltranstransferase activity; (2E,6E)-farnesyl diphosphate synthase activity; transferase activity, transferring alkyl or aryl (other than methyl) groups. The transcript is spliced from 10 exons. Gene Ontology annotation, cellular component: cytoplasm. Bases 239 to 1156 code for a protein of 305 amino acids. Gene Ontology annotation, biological process: geranyl diphosphate biosynthetic process; trans, trans-farnesyl diphosphate biosynthetic process; isoprenoid biosynthetic process.